AUGAUAAGCAACCCUGUGAACUCCACAGUUCCCAUUGCUGCAGUGGUUUUCAAGAAGGCAGGAACGUAUGAUGAAAAGAGAUUGUUUGGGGUUACAACCCUUGAUGUGGUUAGGGCCAAAACUUUCUAUCGUGGGAAAGCUAAAGUUCCAGUUGCUGAUGUGAAUGUACCUGUCAUAGGAGGCCUUUAUGGGGUUUGGGCUGGAUUUCCAUGCGACAUUGUCAAGUCACUUGCCACUGCUAUUGCUAAGUAUUUCCCCCAUGCCCUUAUUAACAUGAUAAGCAACCCUGUGAACUCCACAGUUCCCAUUGUUGCAGUGGUUUUCAAGAAGGCAGGAACGUAUGAUGAAAAGAGUUUAUUUGGGGUUACAACCCUUGAUGUGGUUAGGGCCAAAACUUUCUAUCGUGGGAAAGCUAAAGUUCCAGUUGCUGAUGUGAAUGUACCUGUCAUAGGAGGCCUUUAUGGGUUUUGGGUUGGAUUUCCCUGCGAGUAA
Lathyrus oleraceus (garden pea) is the source of this 492-nucleotide messenger RNA. Its product is annotated as malate dehydrogenase, mitochondrial. NCBI's taxonomy places the organism in Eukaryota, Viridiplantae, Streptophyta, Magnoliopsida, Fabales, Fabaceae. Bases 1 to 492 code for a protein of 163 amino acids. Gene Ontology annotation, molecular function: L-malate dehydrogenase (NAD+) activity. The transcript is spliced from 2 exons. Gene Ontology annotation, cellular component: mitochondrion; cytoplasm. The record is from RefSeq and is a predicted model, not a curated record. Gene Ontology annotation, biological process: malate metabolic process.